AUGGACCUUCUAAGAUUAGAACCAUGUUCAUCUCAUAAUUUGAAUCUCUCAUUUUCUGACAAGAGACAGACAGAAAAUGAAGAGAAAAAACAUCUCCUUCUUGAUUUAAGUCUUCCUAGCAAAGAUCAUUCGGGUGAUCACGAGUCAUCGAAGCAAGAACUCAAUCUCAUAAACUGUUUUGAUACGGAUGCGUCGAAUUCGAUGAACUCGUCCACAGAAUCUAAUCAUGGUAAUGAAUUAGAGCCAAGGAUUUUCUCAUGCAACUACUGUCAAAGAAAGUUUUAUAGCUCACAGGCACUUGGUGGACACCAAAAUGCACACAAAAGAGAAAGAACUAUGGCGAAAAGAGGAUACAGAAGUUCAGUUUCGCUAGAUUUUGAACACAGGUACUCAAGUUUGGCUUCUCUACCUUUGCAUGGCUCAUAUAACAGAUCAUCAUCAUCAUCAUUACCACUUGGAAUUCAGGUGCAUUCUUCUAUGAUUCACAAACCUUCUUAUCAAGCACCGUUUUUCGGUUUGUCUCGUUCUCGUGUUCAAAACCAGUGGCAGAAGCUGCCUGUGUAUUCACAAGCAGUAAUUGGAAAUCUUGCAUCAGAAACUGAUGGAUCAUCCUUUUCUCAAAGAGAAGUUCAAGAUGGAUUUGGAGGAUACUGGUUUGGCAACAGUGCUACUGCUACUGAUACACGUUUGAAGACUAAACAAGAUGAGUUGCAGAAGCUUGAUUUGUCCCUCAAACUCUAA
This is a messenger RNA of Lathyrus sativus (Indian pea), 741 nucleotides long. The record is from the annotation of a GenBank genome assembly. NCBI's taxonomy places the organism in Eukaryota, Viridiplantae, Streptophyta, Magnoliopsida, Fabales, Fabaceae.